Messenger RNA from Dinoponera quadriceps, 5017 nucleotides. Its product is annotated as zinc finger protein 836-like. Gene Ontology annotation, molecular function: zinc ion binding. NCBI's taxonomy places the organism in Eukaryota, Metazoa, Arthropoda, Insecta, Hymenoptera, Formicidae. Bases 148 to 3948 code for a protein of 1266 amino acids. Gene Ontology annotation, cellular component: nucleus. The record is from RefSeq and is a predicted model, not a curated record. The transcript is spliced from 4 exons.
UUCUCCCGCAGUUCUCGAUGCCCGAUGGCCACAAACAAAACGCUGCGUCCCUAACCUGAUCACGGAAGAACGCGGCGUCGGCGGAUUUAGUUUUCUCUCGGGGUGUUUCGCGCCGACUAGCGUCUUCGGUGCGUGUGCCGGUUCACCAUGGACGAGGACGUGGUGGAGAUCGAGAACGUGGAGAACGUCUGCAGGCUGUGCCUGUGCACGGACGAGCCGAGGGCUUCGGUGUUCGGGACGGACAAGCAGGAGGAGGAUUCCACCGCCGUGCCGUUGGCCAUAAAGAUCCAAGCCUGUCUGUCAAUCGAGAUUUCGCCCACUGAUAAGUUGUCCACGCUAAUAUGCGAGGAAUGUGUGAAAAGUGUAAACCAAUGGCACACCUACAGGGAAUCCUGUCUACGUUCGCAGAAUAAGCUGCAGAAGUGGCUGACCAGUCAUUCGAAACCUGAGGUUGUAACAAUCAAGGGUGAACCGGUGGACUUGGAUUACGAAGACCACGUUGAAAUUAUCUCAGAGGUGAACAAAAAGCAAAAAUCAUUGAACAUACCGAUUCAUACAGUGGAGGAGGAGGGGAGCGAGACCAGCGACGAGCAGAUACAAAAUGUAUCGGAUCACGUUGACGAGGACGAGGACGGUGCGAAUAAUACGGAGCAGCAAAUAGAACCUGAGACAGUUCCGUUAAUGGCGGAGAAAGAGACCGAUAAAGACGAGAGCCAACGAACGGAGGAGCAGCAGCAGGAUCCUCUGUCGCGUCCCAUCAAAAGCGAGCCGCUGGACGAUUACGAUACCGACUGCACCGUAGAGUUAGAAUCCGCCGAAGACAACGAGCUGCUGUUGAAUCCCAUGGCGCUCGGAGGCACGAAGGAAGACGUGGUGAUGGAGGCCGAUUCCACCCAAAAGUCCACCGGCGGUGCCGGCGGCGCGACGCACAAGAAAAAGCUAAGACGCGGCCCGCACACGCAUUUCAGAGGGCCGCGCGCUUUCAAGCAGAAGUGCGUAUACUGUCAGAUAUUUUUGCAUUCCAAGUAUUCGUACAUGAAGCACAUGAAGCGAUUUCACAGUAAUAAGAACAACGGCACCGAGAACUCGGAGUCCCAGAAUGAGGAGGAAGAGAUGGUGGAGGAUCUCGAGGAGGAGCUGAUCAGCAUGGAGAAGGAGUCGCCGUUGACGCAAGUCCAGCAGGACAUUAUCAGCCAGUUGAAAACGUUCUCUUGUUACAAGUGCCAACAGAGCUUCAACGACCGGCGCAGCACGCUCUCUCACAUCCGCCAGCACCUGCCGGACCUGAGACCGCACACGUGCAUCGCCUGCCUGACGCAGUUCUCCGACCGGUCGAUGUACCAGGCGCACUGCAGCGCGUCCUUCGAGUGCGCGAUGAAGAUCGCGCUGGUCGAGCCGAAGCAGGGUAACGAACGGUACUUCACGUGCAACAUGUGCCUGCGCUCGUUGCAAGGUAGGAAGGAGCUGCUCAGCCACCUGACCAAGCAUUCUAACAAGCAGUACGAGGAGAUGAUCUCACCGGCGCGGCCGCCCCCCAAGCUGAAGCCGAUGGCGCCGUUGCCCUCGCCGAAGGACGAGGCCAGCAAGUCGUCGCCGAAGAGCGGCCCGUACAAGGACGGGGAUCCCGCGCACAAUCACAAGUGCGACCUGUGCGGCAUGAUAUACCGUUACCGGCCGAACCUGAUCAAGCACAAGGCGCUCUGCACGCGGCUGCAGCCGGAGGUACGGACGUCGUACAAGUGCGCCCACUGCUCCAUGACGUUCCUCGUGUUCAAGAAGUUCCACUCGCACGUGACGGUGAACCACAAGAAGAAGGAGUUCACCUGCGCCAUCUGCAACUCCCGAUUCCGUUCGCCCAGCGACUUCCUGAGCCACCACGAGAGGCACCGGGUGUCGGCUAUCCGGCAGACGCAGCACAACAGCGACAAGGGCCCGCAGAACGCCCUGUUGAAGGAGCGCAACGGCGGGGCGGACGCGAAGCAGAGCAAGACGAGGGCCGGCGGUCAGAAGUACACCUGCGCCCUCUGCAACAAGGCGUUCUCGACGCGGCUCGAGCUGACCGAGCACCGGAACCUGCACCUCAAGGUAAAGAUCUACUCGUGCGCGAUUUGCCGCAGCAUGUUCAGCAGCGCCGGCGCACUGGAGAUCCACAUGAGGGAGCACGGCAUAGACGACCCGAACGAGCGGAACGCCAACAUCUCCUGCGUGGAGUACGGCAGCCUGGACGAGGACGUGAGGAUCGAGAACGACUCGAUGAACUCGAGCGCGGUCUCGAGCGACGCGCAGGGCGGCUACGAGUGCGAGCAGUGCAACAGGGUGCUGUCCAGCCACGCGAACCUCCGACGGCACGCGACGAUCGCCCACCGGAACUCCAAGAAGUACGAGUGCACCGACUGCGCGAGGAUCUUCACGCGCAAGGAGAUGUACGAGCAGCACGUGCAGCACGAGCACAAGUCCUCCAAGAGCUUGUUCCACUGUCCCGAGUGCCCCAAGAGCUUUGUCUUCCAGACGAACUUCCGCUAUCACUUCCGAACCGCGCACCUGGAGAAGUCGCGGGACGGCUACGGCUGCGACAUCUGCGGCAAGGUCUUCGCCGAGGAGGCGUCCUUGAAGAUACACAAGGGCUGGCACAAUCGCGCCAACUCUCGUUUCAACACCAUGCUCAUCCUGGGCAAGCAGAAGAACGACUCGCAGAAGAGCGCCGCAGAGUCGAACAGCCCGGAACGCCCGGCGAGGGCGCGGAAGUCUUUCCCCAAUCCUCCGUCGCAGUCGCCGACCAAGUCGCCGGGUAGCUUCCAGUGUCAAGUGUGCAACGACAAAUUCAACGACGUGACCGAGUUGAGGACUCACCUGUGGGACGUGCAUUGCGCACGGAACAAGCCGGAAAAGAGCAUAUCCAACGACGAGCUGCAGUGCGAGCUGUGCACCAACGUCUUCCCCGACAAGGACAUCCUGGCCGCCCACAUGAAGUGGCACAAGGCCAACCCCAUUCUCAACGACGUCCACAAGACUUACACCUGCGACGUCUGCAACAAAUCCUACAGCUCGAAGAAGGUCCUGUGGAAGCACAAGAGGCUGCACAAGGCCACCCUCGUCACGUCCGCCAAGUUCCAGUCGUUGGCCAAGAAGCCGGUCAACCCGUUCUUCUGCACGAUCUGCCGAAAGCCCUUCUCCAGCGGUCAGUCCCUGCAGCGGCACAAGCUCAACUUCCACAGCGACCUGCAGAGCCAGCAGUCGCGGGCGCAAUCCUUGCACAACAGCACCCGUAGGUUAUCCCUCGAGGAGGAGCCGAAGUUCAAGCGUAUGAAGGUCGAGGUGGACGACAGUCCGCCGCCGCCCAAGUUGCCGCCCUUCGCCAUGGACUUCGCCGGCGAGGUGAAGAAGAAGUCGUUCAUGUGCCACCUGUGCAGGAAGAUCUUCCCCAACAUGAGCGUGCUCUACAAGCACAAGCAGGCUGUGCACAAACCCCACGUGAGGAAGAACGGCUUGCCCGAGUGCAGACCGGUGACGACGGAGGACGGCAAGUUCUUGUGCAACGUCUGCUCCAAGGAGUUCCCAGGCCUGCCGAAUCUCCGCCAGCACUUCACGAUCAAGCACAAGAAGAUCUACGACUCCGACAAGUACCAGUGCAACGUGUCCAGCUGCGACCAGCAGGCGCCGUCCGAACCGGCCAAGGAGCCCUACGAGCCGACGCACACCAACAACAUGAUGUUCAGUUGCAAACUCUGCGACCGUUACUUCUUCAACAAGGAGACCAUGAUCGACCACAUCGUCAACGUGCACAAUACCGCGUACCAGCCGGACAACAAGACCUUCCACUGGGAAAUCGACCUCACCACCUACGUGGUGAAGGGCGCGACCGGGGCCACGUGUCCGCGUUGCAACGUCAAGUACCCCAACAAUCGGGCCAUGAAGAUACACUACGUCAAGAUCCACGAGAACGAGUAAGAGCGGAGGGGGUCUUCGGAAGUCUUCACGCGACCACCGCCGCUGCCGCGCGCGUCGUGCGGAAUUACCGGCUCGUCAGGUAGGCAAAGAAACAAUUUUCCCGAGUUUACCUGAAGAACACGGCGGAUCGUUCCAAUAUGUUCCUGAGAGAGGGAGAGAGACGGUUCGCGCGUUUCUUUGCGACGGGGGGCCCCACACGCAGCUUCCCGAUUUCCUCGCUUNUCUCGGGGUGAGAGACCCCCCCCCCCCCGUUUUCGAGGUUUCCCGGGAAUGCUCGACGGCAUGGAGAUCGCGCCUCGUAAUGAUGAUCAUUAUGAUGCUGAUUUUUGCGAUUAACGCGCGGGACCAGCGUCGAGCGCCGCAGGUUUCGGGCGACAUUGACGGGAAAAGAGAAAUGGAAAAUUAAAUGAAAAACGAUUUAAAAAAAAAUGAAAGAUACAGAUAAGACUCACGUGGGGACGUAUGUGUUUAGGUUGUAAUCAUAAAGAAGUUUCGUUUCGAACGCACGGGAACGUGCGACGACUUAUUAUUGUAGACUAUUUGUUACCUGUUUGAUACGGCGACUGUAAUAGCGACCAAUGACACACACUUGUAAAUAUCGAGCUGAUACCCACGGUGGCCUCUCACGGCUCAUGCGUGCGGUUUCUCGGUGCAGUUGUUGCGAUCGCUGCGACCAGAAUUUGUAUCUCCGGUCGAUCCCGCCGCGACGUCCGACGGUGAACAAACUCGACCUCGAACUUCGCGCAUCUCUGCGCACGUCGGCUGCCACAUCGUGUACGGUCUAAAAGUGUCUCGUGAAAAAAAAAAAGCUGCCAGUGGCGAAUUCGUACCUUGGAAUUGGACGCGUCCUUCUAAUCACUCAUUUAAAUUCUCUACGGUGUUUUUCAGCCGGCACGUUCUCUCUCUUUCCCCCUCACGUCGUUCCAUCGCGCAACCUGGUUGCAGCGAUAACGCGAUAAUAACAAAUGACCGCCUUCGAGAGAGGCACCGCAAUAGCUGCUUAGAGAAUUUACUUUAUCUAAGGCAUAGAUACUCUAGGUAUUAUUAUAUCUAUUAUUAUUAUUAUUAU